This is a messenger RNA of Spodoptera exigua (beet armyworm), 2143 nucleotides long. The record is from the annotation of a GenBank genome assembly. Lineage: Eukaryota; Metazoa; Arthropoda; Insecta; Lepidoptera; Noctuidae.
AUGUUCCAGGUCGGGCGCAUACCGGCGGACCACCCGUUAGUGGGCGGGCACAAAGGCCCCGUGCUAGACAUCGCGUGGUGCCCGCACAACGACAAUGUCAUCGCCAGCGGCUCUGAAGACUGCGUUGUUAAGGUGUGGCAAAUCCCAGACGGCGGUCUGUCCCGUACGCUGACGGAGCCGGUGGUGGACCUGGUGUUCCACCAGCGCCGCGUGGGGCUCGUGCUGUGGCACCCCACUGCGCAGAACGUGCUCCUCACCGCGGGAUCUGAUAACCAGAUAGCGAUAUGGAACGUUGGUACGGGCGAGGUUCUCCUGACGCUGGACUGCCACCCAGACCUCAUCUACUCCGCCUGCUGGAACUGGACGGGAUCGAAGCUACUCACCACAUGUCGCGACAAGAAAAUCAGGAUCAUCGACCCCCGUAAGGGCGAGGUGGAGUCUGAGGCGAUAGCUCACGAAGGCAGCAAGGCAUCGCGCGCCAUCUUCCUCAAACAUGGACUCGUCUUCACUACUGGGUUCAGUCGCAUGUCUGAGCGUCAGUACUCGCUGCGCACGCCGGACGCGCUGGGCGAGCCCAUCGUGACGGUGGAGAUAGACACCUCCAACGGGGUCAUGUUCCCUCUCUACGACCCCGACACCAACCUCAUCUACCUCUGCGGGAAGGGAGACUCCGUUAUACGCUACUUUGAGGUUACGCCAGAGCCGCCAUUCGUCCAUUACAUCAACACGUUCCAGACUCCAGACCCACAGAGAGGUAUUGGUAUGAUGCCGAAGCGAGGUUGCGACGUGGCGACCUGUGAGAUCGCCAAGUUCUACAGGCUGAACAAUUCUGGACUCUGUCAGGUGGUAUCAAUGACAGUGCCGCGUAAGUCGGAGUUGUUCCAAGAGGACCUGUACCCCGACACUCUGAGUGACGAGGCGAGCCUCACUGCCGACGAGUGGCUCGCCGGGGAGGACGCAGAGCCCUGCACCAUGUCACUCAAGGGAGGAUACGUGGCCGGGCGCUCCGCCCCCCAGCUCACCGUCACCAAGAAGGCCAACGCCCUCGCCGGGGCCAAGGAAAGGGAUAAGGACAAGGACCGCUCCCCCACUCCCGCGCAAAAGAGGGACGAUUCUCACGCUGGUACUCCUGCCUCUGCGACUCCACCGCCCGCCAUCAAUGCUGCUGUGGAGAAGCAACUAUCAGAUCUUGUCGACGAGAUUCGCAAGCUGAAGUCGGUGAUUGUGAAGCAAGAGAACAGGAUCCGAGCCCUAGAGGCCACAGUGAAGGCGGCGCCUCCGCCCCCGGCCGCCGCCCCCUCGCCGCAGCCCCCCGCCGCCACAGAGUCACACAACCACGAGGACGACGCCAUGGCACCCGACGAGGUCUGAGCACGUACCCCAUCCUUACUUACCUUGUGUUCUUUAAUCUGGUAGACCAAGGAACUGCGUACUUUACUCAAAAACCAUUAAGACGUCAACUGCUGGACAUAGGCAUACUCCAAUAACUUCCAGUUGGGUUACAUCCAGCUGGACUUUCUGCGACCUUAAAUGUAUGAUCAACAAGGUCGAAUUUUAUAUGCCAUUGAAUGGUUAUUACGGUCUAUUUUCGAAUGUAUUAAUUUCUAUAUGGGAACGUUAAUAUGAUCUUUUUAUACCUUUUCUACACUUUUUUCUUCCAUAAAAACUGCUAGAUUAAAAACACAAAGUUGAGACUAGUCGAUAUGAAUUUUAAAUAUGUUGCCACACAGAUUAUUAUCUGCUUUCUGAGCUCAGUCAAACAGUUUAGAAUUUAUAUCGGUUAAACAAAUCCAAUAAUGAAAAGUCACUACAUUUUUUUUAAACUUGACAAUAACUAUAUUAUAAAUUAGGAGCUGUAAUGGUAAGGGUAUGUUAAAAAUGUUGUGAAUUUUCAUUAUUUAAAAUGAAAGGUACACUGGCGUGCUGAAAUACUGCACCGGUCAUUUUGAUCAAUUAUAUCUGACAUUUGAGGUGUGAUUCGAAGACUUUACAUUUGGAACAUGUUCUGCCUUGAAACAAAAGAAGUCUUUUCUUUAGUCUACGUCAGGUUUUGUAUUUCAAAUUGAAUGUAGGUGAGAAUAAGAUUCAAAAUACAAAACCUGACUUCUGUCUAAACCUAGACUAAAUGUAAUAAGGAUGGUUA